This is a messenger RNA of Pseudozyma hubeiensis SY62, 2469 nucleotides long. RefSeq names its product carotenoid cleavage dioxygenase 1. The record is from RefSeq and is a predicted model, not a curated record. Gene Ontology annotation, molecular function: carotenoid dioxygenase activity. NCBI's taxonomy places the organism in Eukaryota, Fungi, Basidiomycota, Ustilaginomycetes, Ustilaginales, Ustilaginaceae. Bases 1 to 2469 code for a protein of 822 amino acids. Gene Ontology annotation, biological process: carotene catabolic process. The transcript is spliced from 2 exons.
AUGGAUUCGGUUGUGGACGUCGUGAUGAGUCUUCGAUGCGGACAGUCAGCCGAAGAGACAGCCCGAAGCAUUCUUCAGCGUCCAUCGGUAUUCGUCGACGGCCUCGACAAAGCUCCUGCAGAGAUGGCGGAAGCAUCGCACAGCCGCCGGCAGCGUGCAGCGUCUUUGCGAAGGCUGUCAUCUAAUCAGCACUACGCACCCACCAUCUCAAUACCCUCACCACCGACACCAGCAGAGGACUGCGCAUACCCACCUCUUUCGUCCGCCACUAGCAGCGAAAAGAAAUGCGAGGCAGGACCAUCCCGCCCCUCAGCCCCAGCAGUAGUCCCCCGCAGACCCGUACUCUCGCGCAGAAGGACGUCCAAAAAGGAAUACGUCCACCCCUACCUUUCCGGCAACUUUGCACCCGUCACAACCGAAUGCCCUCUCACCGACUGCCUCUUCGAAGGCACGAUUCCUGACGAGUUCGCCGGCAGCCAGUACGUCCGCAAUGGAGGAAACCCGCUCGCCAACUCGGAUCUCGACCGCGAUGCGCAUUGGUUCGACGCCGAUGGCAUGCUAGCAGGCGUCCUGUUCCGCCGUACACCGCAAGGCACGAUUCAACCGUGCUUCCUGAACCGCUUCAUCCUCACCGACCUGCUGCUCUCGACACCGGAGCAUUCGCGACUACCCUACCUACCGAGCAUCGCGACGCUCGUGAACCCUCAUACGUCGAUAUUUUGGCUGUUGUGCGAGAUCGUCCGUACCUUUGUGCUGGCAAUGCUCACGUGGUUGCCGGGACUUGGUUUGGAUGCGCAUCAGAAGCUCAAGCGUAUCAGUGUCGCGAACACGAGCGUUUUCUGGCACGAUGGAAAGGCGAUGGCUGGGUGUGAGAGUGGCCCGCCCAUGCGUAUCAUGCUGCCCGGACUGGAGACUGCGGGGUGGUACACUGGCGAGGAAGAGGAGGACAAAGGCGUCGAUGAAAAGGUGGACAAAAGCUCUGGUCGCGACCAGUCGAAAGGCUUCGGCGGCGGACCACCGAUCGUCAGCAUGCUCCGGGAGUUCACCACGGCGCACCCAAAAAUUGACCCGAGAACCCAAGAACUGCUGCUCUACCAUAUGUGCUUCGAGUCGCCGUACCUUCGCAUCAGCGUCAUCCCACCAUCACGAUCGAAGCGAUCCCACCUGCCAACGCAUGCCAAAACCAUCAAAGGCAAACCGGUUCGCGGCCUCAAGCAGCCCAAGAUGAUGCACGACUUCGGCGCCACGUCGACGCAGACGGUCAUCAUCGACGUGCCUCUGUCGCUCGACAUGCUGAACCUCGUCCGCGGCAAACCGAUCCUGCACUACGAUCCUUCGCAACCCACUCGCUUUGGCGUGUUGCCGCGUUACGAACCGGAACAGGUGCGGUGGUUCGAGAGCGCCGAAGCGUGCUGCGUCUACCACACGGCCAACAGCUGGGACGACGAUGGCAAAUUUGCCUCCUCCGAAACACCUACUCGAGGCGUUAACAUGCUCGGAUGUCGUCUCAAUAGCGCAACGCUCGUCUACUCUGCCGGCAACUUGCUUCCACCUUCGCACGUGCUUCCACCUCCCAACUGUCCCGAAAAGUGCCAGCUCUACUACUGGCGUUUCGACCUGGAGAACGCCGACACCAACACCAUCAGUCACGAAUUCGCACUUUCUGACGUGCCCUUCGAAUUUCCUACAAUCAACGAGGAUUACUCGAUGCAGCAGGCACGAUACGUGUACGGUACCAGCAUGCGGGAUGGCACGUUUGACGCUGGAUUGGGCAAAGCAGCCAAGAUCGAUGCGCUGGUCAAGGUGGAUGCGGAGACGCUGAUUCGGAAGGGCAAGGCGAUGUGGAGCCAGGGAAAAUUGAAGGCAGGCGAGAGUGUCGAUACGAGGACGGUGGAGGAGGUGCUGAGUGCUCAACGAGAUGGAAGUGCGGCGGAGGAUGAUGCGAUCAAGAUCUUUGAGAUGCCUCGAGGGUGGUACGCACAGGAGACGACGUUCGUCCCUCGUCAACGUCGUCGGGAGUCGAGCGAGCCACAGCAGGAAGACGACGGCUGGCUAGUCUGCUACGUGUUCGACGAAGCUACCGGUCUCCACCCUUCCACUGGCGAAGUUCUCCCCGGCGCAUCGAGCGAACUCUGGAUCGUCGACGCCAAGCACAUGACCCAAGUGGUGUGUCGCGUCAAACUCCCCCAGCGUGUACCCUACGGUCUGCACGGGACGCUGUUCACCGAAGAGCAGAUCGCCUCGCAGAAACCCAUCGACCCAAGUCAAGUUCGCAGCUGGGCGAGCUCGAUCAACCUCGCCGACCCAUUUUCGUCAUCUGCACUGGGUUCGUCGGUGUACAGCGCUUCGGGAAAGGCGGCAACGAGCAAGUUCAAAGAUGGAAAGGAGACGUACGCUGCUUUCGUCAGGGAUCCGAUUCGGAUUGGCGCUUGGUGGAUCAAGCGCAACAUUGAACUGUUGAUCGCCUAG